Molecule: messenger RNA, 4076 nt
Organism: Pygocentrus nattereri (red-bellied piranha)
Lineage: Eukaryota; Metazoa; Chordata; Actinopteri; Characiformes; Serrasalmidae
Gene: prnprs3
Product: prion protein, related sequence 3
Exons: 2
Coding region: 397-2088 (563 amino acids)
Biological process (GO): protein homooligomerization
Cellular component (GO): membrane
Source: RefSeq, a predicted model, not a curated record
CGCUCGCGCUGCUCUCUCGUAGUGGCACGUUAUGUUUCUUGGUGCAACAAACCCAUCCAGUCACAGCUGAUUCUGCGGCUCUGAAUGAUUACUUUAAAAUAAUAUUUCCACUGCUUUACUAGUACCUGCUACUGUUCUGUAACGUCAAACACUUUAGCUGUGCAGUUUUAAAGGACCUAGGGCGGAUUAAUUCACGCUGGUCCAGGCUUUCUGACCAAUCGCCGCACUUAACGCAUCUGAGAAUAGUCACUCGGAGACCUGCUAAGCACUGACGGGCUCUCUGGCCUUCGGAGAGGUUUUACACUGAAGAGCUUUAUUUUCUUUCAGUUCAUAACUUCAUUCGUCCAGGGACAGCAGCCUUUGGAGGACAGAGCGUCACUUUAGCUAACUGCAGAGAUGAAUCGUUUUGGAGUGGUGUGCAUUUGCCUGGCUUUGGUGGCUUCAGUCAUGGCAAGACGAGGAGGAGGUGGUGGCUUUAAAGGGGGUUUCAGCUGGGGCAAAGGAGGUAGCUCAAGUAGUAAAGGAACCGGCACUAAAGGGUCAUCAUCAAGCGGAACACGCUCACAACCAGCAAAUUACCCUCGUCAACCUCAAGUGCCUAACCAAAAUCCACCACCAUAUCCUGGCACUGGUGGAGGGUACCCAGGCUCCUACCCAGGAAGAGGUGGUGUGGGAGGGUACCCCAACCAGGGAGGGUACCCCAGUCAGGGAAGAUACCCCAAUCAAGGAGGGUACCCCAAUCAGGGAGGGUACCCCAAUCAGGGAGGGUACCCCAAUCAAGGAGGCUACCCCAAUCAAGGAGGCUACCCUAAUCCAGGAGGAUAUCCUGGACAAGGACGCUAUCCAAGUCAAGGAGGUUAUCCAGGAGCAGGAUCAUAUCCAGGUGCAGGUUCAUACCCCAACAACUACCCAGGACGUGGGGGCAACCCUUAUCCUCAAGGAGGCUCUUACCCUGGUUACCCAGUACGAGGCGCAUCUUAUCCUGGUUACCCAGUACGAGGCGCAUCUUAUCCUGGUUCCGCUCCCAACCAGUAUGGUGGUGUGGCAGGUGCAGGAGGAUACCCUGAAGCAGCACAGUACCCCUACUGGAACCCUAAUAAUAAAAUUAUCAGCCCUCGUUAUGGUGGAAACUUUGGGCAUGGUGGUUAUGGAUAUGCUGGAGCUGGAGGCUCUCCUUUUGCUCAGUCUGUGCAUAAUAUGGGUAUGAGGCCCUCUAUACAGUCAAAGGGCUUUGGAAGGCAAGCAGUAAUGGCCGCUGGAGUUGGUGCUGUGGCAGGCAUGGCAUUAGGUUAUGGCCUGGGCAGUUUCCCGCGCCCACAUUUUGCAUUUCACAACCCACAGGAAGAAUAUUACUAUAACCACUACAUGUACAGACGUUACGGCACUAGACCCUCUGACAGUAACACGAACCCCAGCUCUCCAGGUGGUGGAGCAGGUGAUUCUGGAUCAAGCUCCACAAGCUCUGGAUCAAGCGCAGGAGUCAGCGAUGCUUACAGUAUCUUCCAGAAUCCUCCACCGCAGUCGUAUGACACAUACAUGGAUCACUGUAUGAAUAGAACAGACUUAGUGCGAGGGCAACAGGCUGGCAGAAGUAAGAGAGCUGUUGAAGAUACACAGCCACUGAGGGCAUCAGACAGUGUUCAAGGAGGUGAUCCAAACAUCACACAAGGGGAGAAACCAGCUGGAGCAGCAGAGGUUCAGGUGUCAGAUAGCAGUGCACAAAGUGAGAGCCCUGGAAUAGAGAGCAAAUCCGCUAACAGUACAGAUAGCCCUCUACCCGUUGCUGCAAAGCUUACUGGUGCUACCGAGCCACCACCUCAACCUCGUGAGGACAGGGAGGAAGAUGAUACUGUAAGCAUAAUGGAGAUCGGCUAUCCAGCGCUGAUUGAGCAACUGAAAGCACGACGCUGUAUUGAACUUUACAUGGCUUAUGCAGAGCAUCACGCUCAGAAGCAGAUCCAAGACCGCAGCAGUGGUGAUGAGUCUUUCAGAGGAGGUGGAGAGAAGCCUAGGCCCUUCAGCCAUAGGGUCAUACUAGUGCUGAGCAGCACCAUAUCCCUGAUCAUCAGCUCAAUGCUAUUGCACUAAUCAUACAAUUUUUAGAGAACCUCUAGAGCAGCCUUUUCCGUUAUGUUGAUACAAGUUAAAUUAACUUUAGAAAAACAUAAUCUGUUCUCUAAGGAAUAGAUGAUCAGUUGAAAAGUGAUGACACCAAGUCACCUGGAGAUGUGGAGUCCCAGUUUUGUUAACUUUAUAACUAAUAAGGGAAUUGGGUUAUUAAAACCAUAUUUAUAUAUACAUAUUGCUAGCCACCUGAAUCCAUUGCUGUUCUACGUAAGUGAUACUGGUUAAAUGCAUGGGACAGGGCACUGCCCCCAUGCCUUUAUAAUGACUGCUGAAACGUCUUGAUAUUUGUCCAUUAUUAGAGCUGAACGCCCCAGUAAAGCAUAUGUUGAAAUUUUGUCACUGCCAUGUCAUCAUGAUUGUCAUCAUCAUUACUCACUGCAUGAGAUUGUAUGAAGGCUGCUGUCAACCCCAACCGAGCCCAUCUGCAUGAUGUCUUGAUUUUUGCAAACACAAAACAUAUGGCUUUGUGAUCUAUUUAUAUAAAUAAUGCUUACAAAAAUAGAUCACAAGAUUCAUACAAUUAUUAUUGUUACUUUAUGAACUCUUGGGCUUCUACUGAAAUAUUUAUUUUUGAUUAAUGUUUGAAAUAGUUUUACACUUUUCACUUUGAUUUGUUUGUUUAUUAUUUAUGCUGCUUAUAGUUCAGUUAUAUAGUCAAGUCUCUGGUCCUGCUGUUAAUGCUCCUAAGAUAGUUGUCACUUGUGUUUGAAUAGUAUGCUUAGGUUGGGGUGGUGAGUACUUUGCAUACUGCUCUUUGAUGCCUUGUAGCAGACACUGUCAAAGCUGGAGUUGGAAAGUUAGUGUUGCUGUGUUUGUCUGAUUGUGAAGAUGCUGCCUAUAAUCGUUGUACAGUAAAUUUAACCCACUGCAAUGGUUACUAUUCCCCUAUACUUGCUAAAGUUUUAAAACUAAUUUAAACUGUGUUUGACUGUUCUGAUUUUAUUUAUUCAUUUGUUGGUGGCCACUCAAGUCAUCGAUUCAACACUUUACUGUGCUGUAUGCUAUGCAAUGUUUUUAGCUCUGAGCUAAAAAGUUUAACGAUCAAAAUUGCUUGUCAUUUUAUACUCAUUUUAGCAUAUAACAAAACAUGCUUGAUGGUUUUUGCCCAUUGUGGUUUGUGAUGUCCUAUUUAAAGGGUAUAGCGAUAAUAAACAGAAAAGAAAAACAUUCAUGGUUUAUCUUACACUGAACAUGUUAGAGAAAUAUAAUCUUCACAGAGGUUGUAAUUCAUAAAAUAAUGACCUUUUUAUCUCAAAAAUAUGUUUUCUUGCCUUACCUGAGUCAGCACAGUCUUCUCUCAUAAUACUCAAUGAGAAAUCCUUUGGUACUGUGGAUCUGUUGCCCAGUUCUGUACUCUACUAGCAGCUGAGGUGUGACGAACUCAGUGGUUAUUAUAUAAGUAUAAUAUAUACUAUAUUAGUGGUUGUUUCGCAUGUCUUGUGUAAGUACACCUGUGGGAUGUUUGCAUUGUGCAUGUACAAAAUAUUAUUUGACCCAUCUUGUAUAAAUAAAGAGAAAGAAGAACUUGAAACAUGAAGUUUAACCAGCUUUCACACAUGAUCAAGUGUACCAAACUGCAUAUGGCUUUGCAUUCAGAAGAAAAAAGUAUUGAAACUCCCUACAUCACCUAACAAACCUUACAAGUAGUUUGGAUGGUGGUGGCAUCUACUUGUAAUUUUAGAGACUUGGUGAGCCCCCGAAUCCUGUGAUUGUCUAAAUGAUGAUUAGAGGCAGCUUUGCCUUUCAAACCUCCUGACUGUGUGUACAGUGGCAAAAUACACCUGCAUCCAUUUCAGGCAGCUUCAUCCAGAUCCCUAGUGUACAUGGGCAUUUGCAGGUGUGAAGCUAUUUUUAUAGACUUUGCCUUAUUUCUGAUGUUUUGCCUUAAUUUACCUGUGUAUUCUCCAACCUUCUCCAUGUUAUUGGAUGAGUAAAGAUGUUUGGUCAUA